Oryza sativa Japonica Group (Japanese rice) is the source of this 4907-nucleotide messenger RNA. The record is from RefSeq and is a predicted model, not a curated record. NCBI's taxonomy places the organism in Eukaryota, Viridiplantae, Streptophyta, Magnoliopsida, Poales, Poaceae.
AACGAACCGGCGGGGGCGAAUCCUUCGCCCCGAAGCCUCCCACUACCAAUUGGUCCCAUCCCUCCUCCUCCCGCUUCCCCCCCAUAAGAUCAUUUAUCUCUCGUCAUUGUUCGAGCCCAACACACGCGCGCGCGACUCGUAGGAAUUCGGUUCGGAUUCGUGCGUGCACCGAAGGAGGCGGAGGCGGAGGCGGCCCAAGCGUCGGCGCCACCUCACUCUCCCACCCCCAUCCCGCCGCCUCCCCCGAUUCCUCCCCCAAACCCCUCCUCCUCCUCCGCCGCCGCCGCCGUCGCCAUGGGUGGCCCCCUCACCGCCGCCGGAGGUCGAGGAGAUGGGGGCGCCAAGGCGGUGGAACCGCUCCGGCCUCCGCCGCCGCCCGACCCGAAGACAAUGGCCAGAUGGUACCAGCUGGAGGCGCUGGAGCGGGCGGUGCGGGGGAACACCCUGGCGUUCCUGGAGACCGGGAGCGGGAAGACGCUCAUCGCGGUGAUGCUGCUCCGGGCGUACGCGCACCGCGUGCGGAGGCCGGACUCGCGCCGCUUCGCCGUCUUCCUCGUCCCCACCGUCGUCCUCGUGGGCCAGCAGGCGCGCGUCGUCGAGCAGCACACCGACCUCGUCGUCAAGCAGUUCUGCGGCGAGAUGGGGGUCGACUUCUGGGACGCCGCCACCUGGCGAUCCCAACUGGAGGACGGCGAGGUGCUCGUCAUGACGCCGCAGAUCCUGCUCGACAACCUCCGCCACAGCUUCUUCCGCCUCCAGGACAUCGCGCUGCUCAUCUUCGACGAGUGUCACCACGCCAGGGGCAAUACGCCGUACGCCUGCAUUUUCAAGGAAUUUUAUCACCCCCAGUUGAAUUCUAGUGCGUCAGACCCUCUGCCAAGGAUAUUUGGGAUGUCUGCUUCGCUCAUUUAUUCAAAAGAUUUGAAUCCGCACAAUUAUUCAAAGCAAAUUUCUGAGAUUGAGAAUCUCAUGAAUUCCAAGGUGUACACUGUUGAUAGUGAAUCAGCUUUGUCGGAGUACAUACCAUUUGCUUCUACAAAAAUAGUGGACUUUGACGAUUCCAACAUUUCAUCUGAGCUGCAUGCCAAUAUUCUCAGUUGUUUGAAUAGAUUGAAUAAAAAGCAUAUAGAAGCUCUGGACAGAAAACUACAUGGUUCAUCUCUGGAAAACGCUAAGCAAAGGAUAUCAAAAUUGCAUCAUACAUUUGUAUAUUGUUUAUAUAAUCUAGGAGUAUGGCUGGCAGCAAAGGCUGCUGAGGUACAAUCAUACGAGGAAAACAGCCUAUCCUUCUGGGGUGAAACAUUGGAUAAAAAUGUUGAGGGCUUCAUUAGAAACUACAGCGAAGAAGUACAUAGAGAACUUUCAUGUUUCUUGAAGAAUGGUCAUAUUGGUGAAAAAUUUCCAGCUGAUUCUCAAGAUGGGAUAUUGACACCCAAAGUUCAUUGCCUUAUUCGAACUCUUCUGCAGUACAGGCAUAUGCAAGACUUAAGAUGCAUUGUGUUUGUUGAGAGAGUUAUCACAAGCAUAGUAUUAGAGCACCUACUUUCAUCUAUUCAUCAAAUGUCUGGGUGGAAUGUUAAGCACAUGGCAGGAAGCCGUCCUGGUUUGCUAUCUCAGAGCAGGAAAAAUCAUACAGAAAUUGUUGAAUCUUUUCGAAAAGGAAAGGUACAUAUAAUUAUUGCCACACAAAUUUUGGAGGAGGGUUUAGAUGUGCCAAGUUGUAACUUGGUAAUUCGCUUUGAUCCAUCAGCAACAGUAUGCAGCUUUAUACAGUCCCGUGGUCGAGCUAGGAUGGAAAACUCUGACUAUCUUUUACUUGUCGGAAGGGGGGAUGUGGAAGCUCAAACUAAUGCAGAGAAGUUUCUCGCAAGUGGGCAAAUAAUGCGGGAGGAAUCUCUGAGAUUGGGAUCAAUUUCUUGUCAACCACUUGAGAACACCUUGUGCGAGGAUACCUAUUACCGUGUCGAGUCAACUAGAGCAAUUGUGACACUAAACUCCAGCGUUCCAUUAAUUCAUUUUUUCUGCUCAAAGCUUCCAUCGGAUGAAUAUUUUAAUCCUCUACCAAGAUUCGAUAUAGACAAGGCAUCUGGCACAUGCACUCUGCAUCUUCCUAAGAGCAGUCCUGUGCAGACAGUUAAUGUAGAAGGAGAAGGUUCUAUUCUCAAGGAGACAGUUUGUCUUAAGGCCUGCCAAGAACUACAUGCCAUUGGUGCACUCACAGAUUCUCUUUUACCAGAAUUAGAUGUUCCAUGUGAUGAAGAACCUGACAUCGUUGUUGAGAACAAAAUUGAGCAGCCUUCUUACUUUCCAGAAGAAUUUGUGGAUAAUUGGCGCUCCUUUUCUCGUCUUGGCAUAUAUUAUUGCUAUAAGAUCUCAUUGGAAGGAUGUCCCAAAACAGCUUCUCCAACUGACAUACUGUUAGCUUUGAAGUGUGAUUUGGGAUCUGACUUUACUUCUAGCUCAUUUAAAUUGCCAGGUGGGCAAGACAAUGCUAGUGUUACCAUGAAAUAUGUUGGCAUCAUCCAUCUCAAUCAAGAACAGGUAAUUAUUGCUAGAAGAUUUCAGACAACUAUUCUUUCGUUUCUUAUUGGUGAUGACCAUUUGGAGGUUAGCAAUGGUAUUAAAUACUUCCAUGAGAUGCAAGUGCCUAUUGGAGUAGUCUAUCUACUUCUGCCUUUAGUUUCUGGCAGAAUUGAUUGGUGCAGUAUGAAGUUCUCAUCCUCACCAAUAUAUGAAGCUAACAACAAACAUAUGACACAUUGCCAUUCUUGUAAAGAUAUUGAUUUACUGCAGACAAAAGAUGGUCCUUUCUGCAGGUGCAUCCUUAAAAAUUCCAUUGUGUGUACCCCUCAUAAUAACAUCUUUUAUGUUAUUAGUGGGUUUCUUGACUUAGAUGCAAAUUCCUGUUUGCCUCAACAUGAUGGGACUGUUGUUACCUACAAAGAUUAUUUUAAGACUAGGCAUGGUCUUACUUUGACUUUUGAAAAUCAGCCGCUCUUGGCUGGCAGUAAACAUGUGAAAGUGCGGAACUUCCUCCACAACUGCUACUCUAAAAAAGAAAAAGAACCUGGUGAUAGAUAUAGUGUUGAGUUGCCACCUGAACUCUGCAGAAUUAUCAUGUCACCAGUGUCCGCCAAUAAUUUGCACAUCUUCUCAUAUGUUCCUUCCAUAAUGUUCCGCAUCCAGUGCAUGCUUCUUUCUGUGAAAUUAAAGGUCCAAUUAGGCCCAACAGUGCAGCAGUUUGACGUACCGGUUUUGAAGAUCCUGGAAGCAUUAACAACAAAGAAAUGCCAAGAAGAAUUUUCACAGGAAUCAUUAGAAACACUUGGGGAUUCUUUCCUCAAAUAUGUUACAACUCGGCACCUUUUUAGUGAAUACAGGCUUCAACAUGAAGGCAUAUUAACAAAAAUGAAGAAAAACUUGAUCUCCAAUGCAGCUCUGUGCCAGCUGGCCUGCAGCAGUAAUCUUGUGGGUUACAUUCAUGCUGAGGAGUUUAAUCCAAGAGAUUGGAUCAUCCCUUGCUUGGACUAUGAUGAGCGUGAUAACAAAAAAAUUUCCUUUCUGGCACCCAAUGGUAUGUACAGCCAAAGGAAAAUGUCUAUUAAAAGUAAGAGGAUUGCGGAUUCAGUUGAGGCCUUAAUUGGGGCUUACCUCAGUACUGCUGGGGAAAAGGCAGCAUUUCUUUUGAUGAAAUCAUUAGGGAUGAAUAUAGAAUUUCACACUGAAAUUCCAGUUGAAAGGAAAAUUUCAAUGAAAGCUGAAGAGUUCAUUAAUGUGAGGAGCUUAGAGGGAAUGCUUGGUUACAAGUUCAAUGAUUCUUUAUUAUUGCUCGAAGCAUUGACACAUGGCUCAUAUCAGACUUCUGGCCCUACUUCAUGCUAUCAGAGGCUCGAGUUUCUUGGAGAUGCUAUUUUGGAUCAUCUUUUCACUGAAUAUUACUACAGCAAAUACCCUGACUGUACUCCAGAAUUGUUGACAGAUCUUAGAUCUGCCUCUGUGAACAACAAUUGUUACGCGCAUGCAGCUGUUAAAUCAGGAUUAAACAAGCAUAUCCUUCACUCAUCAUCAGAACUGCAUAGGAAGAUGAGCUACUACCUUGAGGAAUUUGGGCAGUCAUUUACAGGUCCAUCUUAUGGCUGGGAAGCGGGCAUUGGUCUACCAAAGGUUCUCGGGGAUGUGAUUGAAUCAAUAGCUGGUGCCAUUUAUCUCGACAGCAAGUGUGACAAGGAGGUUGUUUGGAGAAGCAUGAAGCGGCUAUUGGAACCUCUUGCCACCCCCGAAACCAUCGAGCCUGACCCGGUGAAAGGGCUGCAAGAAUUUUGUGAUCGUAGAUCAUUCAAAAUAACCUACGAAAAAAACCAUGUUGAUGGAGUCUCAUCGGUCAUUGCUCGGGUGAAGGCUGGAGAGACUACAUACUCCGCAACAAAAUCAGGUCCCUGCAAGUUGGUGGCGAAAAAGUUGGCAUCAAAGGCUGUGCUUAAAGAUCUGAUUGCUGGUCACAAAGAUACAGAGGCUGCUGCAGUAUAGUGAUACUUAACUAUUUAAGCGUGCAACAGUAGCUAACAAUUGAUAUAGAUAGUUGCGCACAAUAGAAAAGUUUUGGUUGGAUUCAUACAUGUAAUUUGGAAAUGCUCCUUUUUGUGUGCUCGCAAACGAUGCGUGUGAACGGCCUCAUGAAUUCUGGUAGGUUUUCAUGCUUCAAACUUACAAGUAUCGCAAUUUUGUAAAUUACAAAUACGGGCAUAGCACACCUGCCCAUGCCAUGCAGUAGUUUUUUUUUUCCUCGAAAUAGUAGCAUUAGUUGUAUAUUACUCAUAGCAUCAGAUUGUACAGAAAGCAUGCCAGCAAAAACGAAAAAAUGUACAGACAGCAUUUUGUUCGCAUCAAGGGAAAACUUGUUUUAAGAU